UGUAAUCUCUCUUGGAACCCAUGGUAGCUUAGACCCAGCAUGACCUCAGUGGUUCUCAACCAGGAGGAUGCAAGAGCAUCUACAGAAACCUACACUUACAGCAGCUAUCCCCGAGUGGUACCCAACAGAAAGCGGUAUCAAGAACACUACGUAAACAAUGGGCAAGAAGGGCCAAUUAACUAUGGGAACCUCAUGUAUGAUCGUAGAGUGGUUCGAGGAAACACAUAUGCUAUGCAGAUGUUAUCCUGGAGUCCAGAACCUGAACCUGCUGAAAUCAAGAAGCGACAUGAAGCCCACAAGAAAAUGCUUGAACGGCAGCAAUUAAAGAAAGAGAAUGAGGUCCAUCCACCAGAAAUUAAGGAUGUUGGAAAUCGCAGUGAUGUGCAGACAGAACUGUACCUGGAAGAGAUUUUAGAUCGUAUUAUUGAAGUUGACAUUGAGUGUCAAACAGAUGCUUUUAUAAAAAGGCUAUCCAGCCCAGUGUUCAUCCCACAGAAGACUGGAGUUGAUGUAGCAACACAAAUUGAAGAAGGAGAGCUCUUUGACUUUGAUGUUGAAGUUAAACCAAUGCUUGAGGUGUUGGUAGGGAAAACUUUGGAGCAAGCUUUGCUUGAAGUCAGAGAAGAAGAGGAUCUUAGCAAUCUUCGGGCACACCAACAUGUCUAUCAGGAAUUGCGCAAUGCAGAGUUGGCUGAAGUGCAACGCCUCGAAGAAAAAGAACGGCGACACAGCGAGGAGAAGAGACGUCGCAUGGCAAAGCAACAUGAAAUAAAAGCAAAAAGAGAAACGGUGUCUAAGAAAGUGGCAGCCCAGGCAUUUUCUUUCCAAUAUCUGGCAGAUCUGUUUCCUUCAGCCUUUUUUAACCUUCGAAGUCAAGGAUUUUUCUAUGAUGAAGUACAAAGAGAUAUUGAGAAAGGAUUCCUUCCAUAUGUGAUGGGCCGUGUAGAACUUCGGCUGCAGAAAACGCUUCUAGGAAGAAUAAUGACAGAUGGCUUAAUUAAUGAGGUCAUCAAAAAGAGAUUGGACAGCUUCGAGGAAAAUAAAUUACUACCAAAGUCUCCCCGGUAUAAAAUACUUAAAAACCAGGCAUCACAGUUUUCCAGGAAUGCUGCUAUGCUUAAAAAGCCCACUGAUUUCAGAAGACCUUCGAUGAGACAAUAAAGAGGAUGUCUACAUCCUAAUGCACAAAGAUUCAGAAUCUAAGAAAAUUUUAUAUAAACAUUUGGGAGAAUCUACUGAAUACUUGUGAAGAAAACUGUUAUUUUGGCAAGCAUUAAAUUGAAUGCUAUUUUUCAAGUGUUUUCUAACUGGGUAUUUUGUUUUAAACUUUUGUCAUUGUAGUUAUUAUUUUGACUUUAUUUCUAUAAUAAUAUUCUGUAAUUGAGAGAGACAUAUAGGAAUAUAGUAUACUAUUCCUGUAAAAAUGCAUUUUCUAAUAUGUGGAGGAAGUUUGGGUUUAGCCAUAUUAAAUUAUACCCAUUAAAAUCAAAAUGAUCUAAAUUA
This is a messenger RNA of Pantherophis guttatus, 1503 nucleotides long. RefSeq names its product radial spoke head 3 (gene RSPH3). NCBI's taxonomy places the organism in Eukaryota, Metazoa, Chordata, Lepidosauria, Squamata, Colubridae. Gene Ontology annotation, cellular component: cilium. The record is from RefSeq and is a predicted model, not a curated record.